UUUUAGGAAUUAAAACGGAAUUUUAGUGGUCGGUCCCCAAAUACAAUACGCCCUGUGCGUGCGUGUAAUCUGUGACUUUGUUUGAGAGACAGAGAGAGAGACAGAAAAUGGUGAAAGGAAGCGAAAUGGAAGGCGUUGAAGUACAUGAAGCUGUGUUAGAUACACUGAACCGUACUUUGGUGAGCCUUCGACAACUUGAAACUGAGUUACCCCAAUUCCUCUCUCUUUCUGAUCCUCAAUUCCUCGCUCAAUUGCCACUCCUUCAACGUGCUCACUCCCUCUUCUCCCUCGCCAAACUCGCUUCCACCCUCUUCUCAUUGAAAUUGAGGUGCAGAGGGAUUAACCCUGUUGAUCAUCCUGUGAAAUCCGAGCUUGACAAGAUUAACUUGUUACAGAAGAAACUUGAACGCCUUCCGCGUUUGAGUGAAGCACAGAGGCAAGACACCAGGAACACAAAUGGAGGGGAUGAUCUGCAGAUGAAGGAUGAGGAAUGUGCUGGUCAAAAGAGGAAGCAUCCAUCUUCUGAACAACAAAUUGAUGCCAUGGAAUCCCUGGAGAAUAAGGCGGAACUUCUUGGUGAUAAUAAAGGAAGUAUUAGGGGAGCAAUAGUAAUUGACAUUUCAGAUGAUGAUGAUGAUGAUGAUGAUGAUGAGCUACUUGCACGUUGAUUUGCCAAAUUCUGUAUAUUUGAACAUGAAGCUGUGUUAAUGGGAGGUUAUAUCACGUAGUCAUUGUUGCUAUCCAUACUUUUGGAUAAUGUUCUUAUCAAUUCUUGGCAACAUACUCUCAAUGCUGUUGUCAUCAAUCAAAUGGCAAGUGGGUGGCAUCCUGACAUGUUUUCACCUGUCAAGUGUUAACUAUCCAAGGUGCUCUGUAUGUAAAGUUCCAAUAUCUUUUAAUUGUAUUCUAAACUUAUCAUUCCAGUUGUGUUUAACAGUUAUCCAGUUAACAUCGCAGUAUGCAAUAGGCAAAUGCUUGUGGUUUGUGUUGCUGAGAUAACUGGGAAUUUUAGUUAUGUUUUAUGAUUAGAUUUACACUUUCAACUUUGUAUAUGGUUCAGCAACUACCCCCAUUGAAUUAUUUGGUCCCACUCGUUAUCAAUGGGAUCAAGGAUACUUUCAGCAAGAAAUAUAUCGAAGAGUUGGUGCUGGGCUAGCCGAAAAUCAAAGUUU
This is a messenger RNA of Abrus precatorius (Indian licorice), 1172 nucleotides long. RefSeq names its product nuclear nucleic acid-binding protein C1D-like. The record is from RefSeq and is a predicted model, not a curated record. Gene Ontology annotation, cellular component: nucleolus; exosome (RNase complex). Gene Ontology annotation, biological process: maturation of 5.8S rRNA; regulation of gene expression. Lineage: Eukaryota; Viridiplantae; Streptophyta; Magnoliopsida; Fabales; Fabaceae. Gene Ontology annotation, molecular function: RNA binding; DNA binding. Bases 108 to 668 code for a protein of 186 amino acids. The transcript is spliced from 5 exons.